Molecule: messenger RNA, 828 nt
Organism: Melospiza georgiana
Lineage: Eukaryota; Metazoa; Chordata; Aves; Passeriformes; Passerellidae
Product: erythroblast NAD(P)(+)--arginine ADP-ribosyltransferase-like
Exons: 2
Coding region: 1-828 (275 amino acids)
Molecular function (GO): NAD+ poly-ADP-ribosyltransferase activity; NAD+-protein-arginine ADP-ribosyltransferase activity
Source: RefSeq, a predicted model, not a curated record
AUGGCCCCACUGGCUCAGACACUGGCACUGCUGGCAAUGGCCAUGGACACCAUGGCUGUCGACGUGAUUCCCCUGGACAUGGCCCCGGACUCCUUCGAUGACCAGUACCGGGGCUGUGGCCCUGCCAUGAAGGCGGCAUUGCCGGCCCUCAACCGCUCUGAUUUCCAGCAGAACGAGGAGUUUGCUGAGGUUUGGGUGAAGGCUGCAGCCAAGGUGCAGGGUCAGGGCCUCCCUGAGUCCCCUCUGUCUGCAGAGCAGGCCACUGCCAUCAUGGCCUUCACAAUGACUGACCCCAGGACAUUCAAUGAGGCCGUGCAUGUGGUUGGGCGCUCCAGGCAGGAAUACCGGGACAACUUCCACUUCAAAACACUGCAUUUCCUGCUGACCGAUGCCCUGGCCACACUGAGGGACACUCAGAAAGGGCAGUGUCGGGACACGUUCCUGAAGGUGUGUGACACCCGGUUUGAGACACAGCCUGGUGAAACCAUCCGGUUUGGUCAUUUCACGCCGGUGUUCCCGAGCAAACAAAUUGGCGAGUGUCCCGGUGAGACAAUGCUCGAGCUGCGCACAUGCUAUGGCGUGGAAAUCCAGUUUUUCAGCGAACAUCCAGAACCUGAGAUCGUGCUGAUCCCACCCUUUGAGACCUUCAAUGUCACCCAAUACACCCUGAAAGGGGACAAGACACAGAUCCAGCUCCAGUCUACCGGGACCUACAGCAAAUACAACUGCGAGUGGCUGCGAGGUGGGAGCAUCCCCAGGGCCUCCUCUCACCUCAGAGGGCUCCUCCUGGCCACUGCAGCCCUGGUAGUGGCCACCAGGAUUUUCUGA